Hemiscyllium ocellatum (epaulette shark) is the source of this 2266-nucleotide messenger RNA. RefSeq names its product sodium-dependent lysophosphatidylcholine symporter 1-like. The transcript has 14 exons. Gene Ontology annotation, cellular component: membrane. The record is from RefSeq and is a predicted model, not a curated record. The coding region runs from base 425 to 1990 and encodes 521 amino acids. Gene Ontology annotation, biological process: carbohydrate transport. Gene Ontology annotation, molecular function: symporter activity. NCBI's taxonomy places the organism in Eukaryota, Metazoa, Chordata, Chondrichthyes, Orectolobiformes, Hemiscylliidae.
UCAAACGAAAAGAGCGGAACGCAAGAUCCACAGUAUAUUUCACUAUACAUGUGUGUGUGUUUUCCCCCUUAUGUUUGCGUAUUCAAUUAACAGAAUAAAGCAGUUUAAAACAAGGACGUCCCAGAGCCUGGCAGGAACCUGGAAAGUUGAACCUGAAAUUGCAGCCCGUAGAGAAUCUGGAGGAACCGGCGGCUCAGCUUCAUCCCUGAGGAGGGAAAUAGGAAGCCCCGGACUGGAAUCCAGGAGCUGAGCUGAUCCAAACCCCGAACUGGAUCUGGCUCGCCAGCAGCAGGAGCCUGUUGCUGUCGGCGGCUCGGUGACGCUGCGCUGUCCGCCGCUCGAUCACAAUCCCCGGGGGUGUGACGAGGAAGCGGCUCUGCUGCUGUGAGAGGGAGCCGAGUGAGUCCUGCUCGCUGCCCGCCCGAUGGGGUCUGAAGAGCAGAGCCUGGGUGAGAAGUUACUGGAAGAGGAGGAAACCUACCCCCAUCACAGGGGCUCCGUGCGGGUCCUGCAGAAGGGCAAUGGACGAGCACUGCCAUUCUGCCGGAAGAUCUGCUUUGCUGUUGGAGGUGCACCAUAUCAAAUGACAGGAAAUGCUAUUGGUUUCUUCCUCCAAAUAUUUCUGCUGGAUGUUGUUCAGAUGGAGGCUUUCUAUGCAUCUCUGAUCUUGUUCAUUGGUCGUGUUUGGGAUGCUUUCACUGAUCCUAUUGUUGGAUUCCUUGUCAGUAAAAGCAGAAGGACAAGAUUUGGCAAGUUGCUUCCUUGGAUAUUAUUUUCCAUGCCAUUUGGGGUUGCUUCUUAUUUCCUGUUGUGGUUCAGUCCUUCCUACACAAUGUCGUGGAAAUACAGUUUCUUCUGGUAUCUUAUGACCUACUGUGCAUUUCAUACCUGCAUGAGUUGUUUCCACGUGCCCUAUUCUGCUCUAACCAUGUUUCUUGGUGGUGGCCAGCGUGACAGAGAUUCAGCGACUGCAUAUAGAAUGGGAGUGGAGGUUGUUGCAACACUGGCUGGAGCUGCUAUUCAAGGUCAGAUUGUGGGAGCAUAUCACGUACAAACUGCUGAAACAUGCCGCAUGAUGCAGAAUGGAACAGAACUCAACAACACCUCCCCGUUGGUAAACAGCCUCAAUAACACGAAAUGGGCUUACAUGCUGGCAGCCAUGGUGAUUGGGAGCCUUUACUUUCUCUGUUCAUUGAUUCUGUUACUUGGAGUAAAAGAGCACACAGGAGGUUUUGCUCAAAAGGAUCAUCUCCAUGUGUCAUAUGUAACAGGCCUGAAGUUGGUAAUGAGUCACAAGCCAUACCUAAGCCUAACAUUUGGCUUUUUAUUCAUCUCAUUGGCUUUUCAGCUCGUCCAGAAUAAUUUUGCUCUGUUUUGCACCCACGCUGCUGGUUUGGGAAAUCACUUUCAGCACAUCAUCUUUGUGAUUCUGGUCUCUGCAACUGUCAUGGUACCAUUCUGGCAGUGGGUCUUGGUAAAAUUUGGCAAGAAAAUAGCACUGUUUGUGGGACUUAUUUGGUACAUUCCACCUUUGAUUAUCAUCGCCACAGUUAAUGGUAAUCUGCCAGUUAUUAUUGUGAUGGCCAUUGCUGCUGGUGUUAGCCUUGCUGUUGCUUUCUUGUUGCCAUGGUCAAUGCUCCCAGAUGUAGUGGAUGAUUUCAGAGCAAAGAACCCUCACUGUGUAGACCUUGAACCAUUGUUCUACUCAUUCUAUGUGUUUUUCACUAAAUUUGCUGCUGGAGCUUCUCUUGGAUUUUCAACUUUAUGUUUGCAUUUUUCAGGUUACAGACCAGGUUCCUGUGAAUACAUUUCAUCUGUGGCAAUGACACUGAAGGUGUUGAUAGCACCAGUUCCGAUAACCCUGCUGUUGAUUGGUUUAAUAAUAUUUUACUUUUAUCCAAUAAAUGAGGCACGAAGAAAAGAAUUAAAGAUGGAGCUUGAAGGAGUUGUGAAAAGCUGGGAAAUGGAACUGGAAGAGAAUACCCUUUAAAAAUAACCAUCCCCAUUGUAAGAACUGAAAUCUUUGCAGAUUCUGGCUUCAGUUGGAUUGAGAUGCAGAAUUCUUGGAAUGCAGCUGUAUGGGCUAGUCGUCACCAAAGUGUGCCUCCUUGUGUAUAUUACCAAAUAUGGCUCAUGACUGAGCUGAACUGUCAUGUAGACACAGCUCUAAAAUGCAGACUGAAGUAGAUGUCAACAAAUUAUAUCUCUUUACCCAACAUGGCUACACUACAACAUGAAACUAAAAUAAAGGGAGUUUAUAUCUUUA